Messenger RNA from Pseudomyrmex gracilis, 855 nucleotides. Its product is annotated as fatty acyl-CoA reductase 1-like. NCBI's taxonomy places the organism in Eukaryota, Metazoa, Arthropoda, Insecta, Hymenoptera, Formicidae. Gene Ontology annotation, molecular function: alcohol-forming very long-chain fatty acyl-CoA reductase (NADP+) activity. Gene Ontology annotation, cellular component: peroxisome. The record is from RefSeq and is a predicted model, not a curated record. Bases 130 to 855 code for a protein of 241 amino acids. The transcript has 5 exons. Gene Ontology annotation, biological process: long-chain fatty-acyl-CoA metabolic process.
AAACGACUAGCAGAAAAUGUUAUAAAGGAUUUUUCUGAAUCGUUGCCUUGCGUUAUUAUUAGACCUUCAAUUGUAAUACCAUCAAUUAGCGAUCCAAUACCAGGUUGGAUAGAUAAUUUUAAUGGCCCAAUGGGCUUAGUAAUUGGUAGUGCGACCGGUCUUUUGCGCGUAGCUUAUAUGGACUCUUCUGUAGUACCAGAUUGGGUACCAAUCGAUGUUGUAACAAAAGCAACGGUAAUCGCUGGUUGGAGACGGGGAAUGAGAAACAUCGCUGAGGAUACGAGCAUUCAUAUUUAUAACUGCUGUACCAAGGACAUACUGAAUUUGAGUCUACGCAAAUUAUUACGCGUAGGUUUUCGUUUCGCUUGUGAUAUUCCUUUUGAGAGGAUUAUUUGGAAACCAAAUAUGAUUGGGAUAAAAAAUUAUUCUUUAUAUUACAUACUGGUAGUGAUACUACAUAUGUUGCCGGCAGUUCUAGUAGAUACUAUUCUGAGAAUAGUCCAUUUACCUCCGAUGUUACUAAAGCUGCAAAGAAAAAUAUUCGUAUCACUUUUCGCAUUGUCUUUUUUUGUAAGAAACUCGUGGCACUUUAAUAACUCAAAAGUUAUAAGCUUGUUUGAGACUUUAAGCGCGGAUGACAAAAUUGAUUUUGGAUAUAGAGACUUGAUAGAUUUCAAUAUCGACGACUAUAUUAGAAACGCCAUUAUUGGCAGUAAACUUUACUUGCUUAAUGAAAACAUGAGUCGCUUGGAGCAAGCGAGACGUCAUCGUAAAAGGAUGGACUGGCUCAAUGAAAUAACCAAGAUAUUGUUUGUGAUUAUGCUAUUGUAUAUUUUCUACCCACUUUUCUUGUAA